Messenger RNA from Trematomus bernacchii (emerald rockcod), 4550 nucleotides. RefSeq names its product microtubule associated protein 1 (gene trappc14). The coding region runs from base 185 to 1921 and encodes 578 amino acids. Gene Ontology annotation, biological process: cilium assembly. The transcript has 12 exons. Gene Ontology annotation, molecular function: alpha-tubulin binding. The record is from RefSeq and is a predicted model, not a curated record. Gene Ontology annotation, cellular component: TRAPPII protein complex. Lineage: Eukaryota; Metazoa; Chordata; Actinopteri; Perciformes; Nototheniidae.
UUGUAUUGCGACUCGGUAAACGGAAGCUCCACGGAACAAAAAUGGAUAUGAAUGGUUUGAACGUUACUUUAAUUCCGUUACACUGUUUUAUUUAAUUUCUGACACACGGACAUACGGGCUACAUGAAAAAAGCGGACGUGGAACCUCGCUUUUUUUACACGGCAGCAUAUGGUUAGGUUCUUUAAUGAUGGAGUCCCAAUGCGAGUACUUCAUGUAUUUCCCUGCCGCUCCAAUAUCCACUCUGUCAGACCCGGCGGAGUAUACUACUCUCCCGCGGAGAAAGCACGUCUACCUCGGGGAGGUGGUGCAGUUCCUGCUGGUCCUGCGGUCCCGGAAGGCGGCGGGGAAGGAUGACAGCCCCGGGGUUUUACCGUGGAAGGAGAUGGUGAGUUCACUGUCAGCUCAGGCGAGUGUGUGCGUCGCAGAGAGCCGUGUGCAGAGACCCAGCGAGUACCAGCCCGACAUCCAGAGCACCUGCAGCGCGGACAGCGGGGAAGAGGAGCCCGGGGAGGAGAGGGAGACUGGAGGAAAGAGACCGGACAGUACCCGGACCUUCAUACAGUGCACCCCGCAUCUCACUCACAACAGCUCGGCCAGAGAUGGGCGACAGUGUGGGAAGGAACCGGUGCAGUCCGCUCUGGUUUUGGAUGACCAGGUUGUCUUCUCUCUCACCGUCUCUUUGGACAAGCUGCCAGCCAACACGCUUAAAGCCAAGAUUGUAGUGACUGUGUGGAGUCAUGAGGAUGAGAAAGCAGAGGUGAGGGAACAUGGCUACUUGACCCUUCUCCAGCUCAAGAGCCCAGUACACACCUUCAGACAGGAUCUCACCACCUUCAAGGCGCAGGUCAGCACCAUCAUGAAUGUUCUACCACCUCCCAGUGUGCAGUGUCAGCACAUGGCUGUCUCUGGAAAACACCUGACUCUCCUUAAAGUGUUGAACUGCAGCUCUCAGGAUGAGGUGUGUGUCAGAGAUGUGAAGAUCGUUCCCAACUAUAACUCCUCCUACCUCCCCAUGAUGCCAGAUGGUUCAGUUCUCAUAGUGGACAAUGUCUGCCACCAAUCAGCUGAGGUCACCGUGGCUUCAUUCUGUCGGAUAGAUAGCGGGUCAUCGCGUUUACCCAGCAUGCUCAGCGCCCUUGAAGAACAGACCUUCCUGUUCCAGCUGCAGCUACAAGACACAGCAGAGGAGUACUCUAGUGAGGGUUUGGAAGUCCCGCUGGUGGCUGUGUUACAGUGGUUUACUCCAACACUCCCUUUAACAAGAUACAUCUCUAGUUGUUACUCGUUGCCUAGCAUCCGCCUGGAUCGCCCUCGCCUGGUGAUGACAGCUUCCUGUCCCAGGGCGGUCCGGCCUCUGGAGCACUUCUGGGUCAAAUACACCCUGCUCAACAACCUGCAGGACUUUCUGGCUGUCCGUCUGAUCUGGAAUGCUGACGCUGCUCUUGGAGGCCAGCAGCACCAUGGUGGGGGGGCGGUGGUGUGCCAGUCUCCCCUCAACAACCUGGGUCAGUGCAGGAAGGGCUCCACCCUCUCCUUCACCGUGGCCUUCCAGAUCCUCCGCACCGGACUCUUCGAGCUGAGCCAGCACAUGAAGCUGAAGCUGCAGUUCACAGCCUUGGUGUCCACCCCCCCGGUGGAGCCUCGCUCUCCCUCAUCAUCCAGCCCGGGGGUCCGAGAGCUGCUGGAGAGACAGAGCGUGGGCCGCUCUCACAGCUUCUCCCACCAGCAGCCCUCCAGAGCCCACCACGUCAGGUCAGGCAGUGUGAUGGAGCGGCGGACCAUCACCCCUCCUGUAGGACCUCCAAUGGGGAGGGGUCUGUACCGGCCCCCUGAAAACGGCCUCAUCUCCCUGGACAAAAUAGCCAAGAGAGAGUGUAAGGUGCUGGUGCUGGAACCAAUGAUAGACACACCCUGCAGAUGACCCUGAGAGCAGAGUCUUACCGCAGACACACAUUAGUGUUGGACACUCUGUCAGCUGACUCUGAAGGAGACAUGACGAGGAUGGAGUGAUGGACGGAGGAGCAGAGAGGGGGGGGGGGGGGUGAUGGAGGGAUGCUGCUGGCCUUCUGUGGAACCGCAACAAUUCUUCAUCUCAUUGGUUUAUCAUUUCAAUUUAUUUGGUUUUUUACAUUUCCUUCAAGCUAUCAUUCCAUUUUACUCAAUGGGUUAUCCUAUGUCUGUGAAUUCUGCUUAUAUUUAUACUUUAUAGGACACAACCGUGAUUGUUUUUUCAUGGCAGCUCUUGUUUUCUUGUAGGAUCUAAUCAGGAGAUCCCAGAUUUCCUGCCAUUGUCAGGUCUGGGAGCACAAAUAGUGCUGGAUGCUCACAGCAGUCUGUUUUCAUACAUAACAGUUUGUGUAAUACACCUAUUGCCAUAACACACAGAGACCGUAAGAUUGCAUUCUUUUGGAUUCAUGGUACUUGGUUGCCCAAAAGCCAACAAAGUCCGCUGGGUUUUGGUUGGAAACAUCCUAAUAGGACAGUUUGACCAAGCCAUUGUUGGUGAACAUAUAUAUAUAUAUAUAUAUAGUAGUUCAAACAAUAACUGCUCCUGUGUAUUACAAAUAUAUACCAUGUGGAUCACAGAGCUAUGGGGUUGAUGGAAGGUGUAUUUAUAUUUAUUGUGACAGAGCUCAGCUAGCCAUUUCCAGAUUUUGUGCUAAGCUAAUGUUCUGAACCUAUUUCUGUGCUUAACCUACUGAUGUAAAACUUGAUAUACCUACCUACUUACAAUCCAUAUUCAGAUUUAAAGUUCUUUAACUGGACUACUGACAUUAUAUAUUAUUGUUAUAGGUGUGCACUGGAUGAAAGCUGCAUCUUAACUUAAAAUUGAAGGGCUGUUUUGCUGCUUUCCCCACAGAAAGUUGGUAUUUUUUCAAAAUAGUAAAGUAUUUAAUUGAGUGUGAUCCACCUCUAAACUAGUCUUAACACUGGCUGAAUUAUGUAAGUGUUAUUGUAUAUAUUUAUUGUUGAGUUGGAGUGUUAAUAUUCAGGUUUUAAAUGUAUGUUUUUGUCUUUUAUUUGACCCUUCGUAUACACUCCAUUGUCGGUGCACAGGGGGGUCUCCUUAUUUCAAUAUCCAGUCCUUUGAACCCUGGAAUUCAGCAUUUGUUACAUAAUAGCUGACUUGCAUGUAUAAUGUGUGGCUCACCGGGUCCAACUGAUAUCAAAGGGUUUUGUUAAGUUCAUUUCCUACGUUUUUUUUUAACAUUCCUAAAAUUCACAUCCCCAGCAUUUCGUUAAAGAACUCUUAAAUGAAAAAUGAAAGUUUGUUAGUAAGACCGAUCAUUUUCUUUUUAGGAGACACCCAGGGUGCUUCGAAACACAACCCUUUUUUUGCGAUCUUAUGAUAACGAAAAGAGGAACCAUGUUUUGUAAUUCUUUGAGUAUUUUAGUUGUUUGUUUGCAGAAUACAUUACUCAAAGGACGUUGUAAAAUCUUGACAAGAAAAACUGAAAGAAUUAUAAUUUAUUAUUGAAAACAUUAUUGUUUCUACGUGUGGAAUUAUGUGACUUAUUUGACAAUGUUCAAAUAGCUGUCCUGCUGUGACUCACUAAAAGUCAACAAUGUCGUCCCAAUAAUCAGUACCAAAUUGAAUCACUUACUUUCUAAGAACUUACUAGAAAAUGUUGAGCCAGUAAAGUAAAACUACCAUAACAACAGAAAUGGUUGUUAAAACAUGAAGUGUUGUCACUGAUUCCAAUUCCAAUCAUUUUAUAAAUCCAACUUGUUCAGUGUGUUAUGACAUUAGUUUUAAGCUUUUUCUCGUUUACAGAUGUGACCUACAUCUGGAGAGUGGAUGUUAACAUUAGGAUAGCAAAGACCCUGCUAGAGGCUGAUCAAGUGUUGGCAAGAAAGACCAAUGUGCUGAGGAUCUACUGUAAAGAAUGACCAGAAAUGGUGCUUGAAGCAAACAAAGCUGAUCUUUGGAGGUUCAUCCCCCUGAGAGCUUGACUGUGUUGUUAAAGAGAUGAUAUAUUUACCUUAAAGACUUGGAGAUGCAGUAAUGUAUGGCGAAGAUGUUGAGAGGGUUCAUCCUCUGGGGAGCAUACAUGUGUACAAACUGUAAAUGUCAUAUCUGUACUCUGCUUAUUAGAUGUUUCUUUAAUGUAUAUUAGUUUGAAAAAAGGUUCAUCCUCUACAACAAUGAAUGUUCCCAGCACAUGUUCUGUACAUCUGACCAAAGUGUUGGUUGCAGGGAGUUGACAGACAAAAGGUCAUGGGGUCAAUAAAGUUGUAGGAUCUUCCUCUGAGGUCCCUGAACAAAACCUAAUGGGAAGCAAGUCCGUCGUUGAGUUAAAGAAUGUGUGUAUUUGAUCAUCCGAGGGUUUAAGCUACACACACAUUUUAGACUUAUCGACCCCCAACAUCUUUCAUCAUCAUUGGUAUGACUACUAACUGUGUAUCCUGAUCUUGAACCUCGUCUCAAAACACUGGAUUGCUUAGAGAGUCACAUAUUCAGUUUGCAAGUAAGCUAAUUGUUUUGUAAGCGAUGUUUUGGAGCUUCCAUUUUCUGCCUACAUGGCAAAUAAAGUUUAGCUGGGUAAGGU